AGGCUUCCGCCCGUGCUCAAGAUGGCGUCCAGGCGUCCUUCUUAACUUCCACCUGUCUUGGUGGCGUCUGACGUCGCAGCUGGUAGUGGGUGGAGCUUUUAACAAACCGCAAAUGUAGGGUCCUCUGAGCGGGAGUCAGACAUGGACUGGAAAGACGUGCUUCGCCGGCGGUUAGCGUCGCCCAAGACGGAUCCAAAGAGGAAAAAAAGCGAACAAGAAUUAAAAGAUGAAGAAAUGGAUUUAUUUACCAAAUACUAUUCAGAAUGGAAAGGAGGUAGAAAAAACACAAACGAAUUCUGUAAGACUAUUCCCCGGUUUUAUUACAGGUUGCCAGCUGAAGAUGAAGUAUUACUACAGAAAUUACGAGAGGAAUCUAGAGCUGUCUUUCUACAGAGGAAAAGCAGAGAACUCUUAGAUAAUGAAGAAUUACAGAACUUAUGGUUUUUGCUGGAUAAACACCAGAUACCACCUAUGAUUGGAGAGGAAGCAAUGAUCAAUUAUGAAAAUUUUUUGAAGGUUGGUGAAAAGGCUGGACCAAAGUGCAAGCAAUUUUUUACUGCAAAAGUCUUUGCCAAACUCCUUCAUACAGAUUCAUAUGGAAGAAUUUCCAUCAUGCAGUUCUUUAACUACGUCAUGCGAAAAGUUUGGCUACAUCAGACAAGAAUAGGACUCAGUUUAUAUGAUGUUGCUGGGCAAGGAUACCUUCGGGAAUCAGAUUUAGAGAACUACAUUCUGGAACUCAUCCCUACUUUGCCACAGCUAGAUGGGUUGGAAAAGUCCUUUUACUCCUUUUAUGUUUGUACGGCAGUUAGGAAGUUCUUCUUCUUUUUGGAUCCUCUUAGAACAGGGAAGAUCAAAAUUCAAGAUAUUUUAGCAUGCAGCUUCCUAGAUGAUUUACUGGAGCUAAGAGAUGAGGAAUUGUCCAAAGAAAGUCAAGAAACAAAUUGGUUUUCUGCUCCCUCUGCCCUGAGGGUCUAUGGUCAGUAUUUGAAUCUUGAUAAAGAUCAUAACGGCAUGCUGAGUAAAGAAGAACUCUCCCGGUACGGGACAGCCACCAUGACCAGCGUCUUCUUAGACCGUGUGUUCCAGGAGUGUCUCACUUACGAUGGAGAAAUGGACUAUAAGACCUACCUGGACUUUGUUCUUGCCUUAGAAAACAGGAAGGAGCCUGCAGCUCUGCAGUAUAUUUUCAAACUGCUGGACAUUGAGAACAAGGGAUACCUGAAUGUCUUUUCCCUUAAUUAUUUCUUUAGGGCCAUACAAGAACUGAUGAAAAUCCAUGGGCAGGAUCCUGUCUCAUUUCAAGAUGUCAAGGAUGAAAUCUUUGACAUGGUCAAACCAAAGGAUCCUUUGAAAAUCUCACUUCAGGAUUUAAUCAACAGUAAUCAAGGAGACACAGUCACUACCAUUCUAAUUGAUCUCAAUGGCUUCUGGACUUACGAGAACAGAGAAGCCCUUGUUGCAAAUGACAAUGAGAACUCUGCAGAUCUUGAUGAUACCUGAUCUCUGCAAGAACAGACUUCCUUCAUAAAGAUGCCUGAAUGCUGCAUGCAAAACCUCUGAAGCAGAAUCCUUAGACACAUUAUAAAUAAAACUCCUCACAUGCCUGUACAGCACUGCAA
Messenger RNA from Grammomys surdaster, 1622 nucleotides. It is a transcript of the gene Ppp2r3c, whose product is annotated as protein phosphatase 2 regulatory subunit B''gamma. The transcript has 13 exons. Bases 142 to 1503 code for a protein of 453 amino acids. The record is from RefSeq and is a predicted model, not a curated record. Gene Ontology annotation, cellular component: centrosome; spindle. Lineage: Eukaryota; Metazoa; Chordata; Mammalia; Rodentia; Muridae. Gene Ontology annotation, biological process: microtubule cytoskeleton organization; B cell homeostasis; cortical cytoskeleton organization.